AUGGGCAGACGGGGUGCAGGCGGCAGGCGUCGAUCAGCGACAAUCGCAGUUGGGGGAGGGCUUGCACUUGUUUGUGCUUUUGUGAGUGAUGUGAUGGGCAUUGUCGCAAUGCAGGGUAUGAGUGAGGCUGGGACUGGUGGGCCCCGGCAGAUACUUUGGCCGGGGUGGGACGCGCAAGCACAGACGGAUCUAGCGGAAGCAUACCGAGUGCCCCAAGCAGCCCAGUGCCAGUCCACGACUCCUUCACCGCAACUGCAACCAAGUCCUCCGCCCAAAUGUUUUGAAAUGUCGGUGGGGGAUUCAGACAGCGUAGCCGUCCGCCGUGCCCUUGUCCGAGAACGCACCACGUGCCGCCUGUCCUGGCCUUGCACCUACCUAGCCUGGCCGCAAUCUGCCAUGCCAGCCCGUCUCCCCACGGCGCUGGGCCGCAAAUGGCCCAGGGGGAGGGGGGUUGAAUUUCGUCGAGACAGACUUGCUACUACCGCCAUCGUCGAUUUGGCAUUGCUUCUACUUACCAUAGGCACCCGUCGCCAGGGGGAGCGUGGGUGUGUGUGUUGCCAUAUAUAUCGCCAACAAGGGCCAAUCCCCUCCGGCGAACACACGCAGGUGUUUCUGGGGGUUACAGCUGUGUGGCGGCCUCGUGGGGGGGGAGGGGGUGGGAAAGGCGCGUCGUUCGUGAGCCCAAAGUGUUUCCACGGAGCUUCAGGGGCGUCGACGGCCGUCUCACAAGGCAGAAGGGCGUCCCCCAGCCUCCGCCAUUCUGGACACGCCUCGCCAAUAGGCUGCCCUGCAGCACAGCCAGACUUCUUGGGGAUUGAGAAUGCUAUGCUUCUUUCUGCUGUCUCAAACCCACCUUUGUGCUUGGGCCCUUUGCCGGCACGCAGACUUGUCGCCCGCUGCACGGCUAGGACACGUCUUAUAUGCACCGUGCCUUUGUUCCUUCUAGCGGCCUUCCAUGGCUCUUCCAAACUGGCCCAUGCUCUCCCAAUCCCAGCAUCUCUCCAGGAACCGCUGAGUCGCCGUCCUGGCCAUGUUUGCAAUGCAAUUCUAAUCCCACAUGGCCAGAGCCGUGUGCGGAAGGGAGAGCGAGCCCGCCCUCGCAGUGCUGGCAACAAUGGCGACGUGAGCGCCCAGCUGACACGAUACCUACAUGGCCCACUCGUGUCUAGACGCGACGAAGCCGUCGUGGAUGCGCCUGUUGGCAGAUACUCGAGUACUUACGUGGUUAUGUAUAUCUUGACACCACCUGCCUGCGAACAAAGCGAGCGCAAGCAGCAACCCGCAGGCCAGUUGGGAAUAGCCAGUCGUAAAAAGGCAGUCGACCAGCUUGUUGGGCCAAAGCAAUCUGGGCCAUUGACAAGUGUGUGUGUGUGCGCGCGCGCCGACAGCAAGCAGUGUCUCUUUGCCCCGUCGCCAACGUCACCAGGCCGUCGAGGACGCGGUGGCUCGGAAAGGACAACGGUUCGCCCCUCGGGAGCGUUGCAGCAGUGCCACUUGACGGUGCCGGGCGUUGCGGUUGGCGGGAUCAGUAGUUAG
Bipolaris oryzae ATCC 44560 is the source of this 1536-nucleotide messenger RNA. RefSeq lists its product as uncharacterized. The record is from RefSeq and is a predicted model, not a curated record. The coding region runs from base 1 to 1536 and encodes 511 amino acids. NCBI's taxonomy places the organism in Eukaryota, Fungi, Ascomycota, Dothideomycetes, Pleosporales, Pleosporaceae. The transcript is spliced from 4 exons.